AUGCUCUCAACUCCCCAGUUUCCACUGCUCCGUCUCCCACUUGUCGCCCUGAGACACACCCUCCGAAUGAUGGGUCCAUCCGACGUAUUUCUACUCACCCUCUUCUUCAAACGCCUUCGACUCGUCGCCCAAUCGAUAUUCCCACGCACGAAACCGUCGUUUUACGUGGAUUACUGUGGAGAUCAAAAAGUUGGAGUACUGUAUGCCCGGUUUUCUCCGAAGUUGAAUGUUCCGAUUCUUAAAAUCAAUUUUCGGACGAAAAAGGAGGAGUUUUUGAAGAAAUGGAAAAUUGAUGGAGAGAAGUUUCGCUGUUGUUUCGACUUCCCCGCCAACUCCGACAUCCCACUCAUCAUCAUUUCGUCACAAGACAACACAAAGUUCUGGAAGAUCCUCCAAACUCAUUUCUCUCGCGUCUUCCCAAAAACCGGCGCUCCCCAUGUGGCGGUUACUGUAGAUACCAUGUCAAAAGUGCCAAAAUCGGAAAAAGUGGAUUUGAUCGAAGUGAAAGAAUCGAAAAAUCGGAUUCUGAAGACGUCGGAAGUGGAGAAAUUCAUGGAAAUUUAUAAUCCGAUUUUGAUCUACGUUCAUCCUCGAAUGGAAGGAGAACUCUCGGAUAAAUCGUGUCUAUUGACCUGCGAGAACCUUCUGAUCUCCUAUUCCCGCCAUUUUUCCCGCCAAAAUUUUUUGAAUUUUUCUGGAAAAUAUCUUCUGCUUCAGAAUACUAUUUUGACUAGUGAAGACCUCAAAAUCUUUUUGGAAACUUGGCAUAAAGGGGCCGAUAGGCACCUGAAAGUGGUUUAUGUAUUUGGAAACACUAAUUUCGAAAAGGAAAAAAUUCUGGAAGGAUUUGACGUGAAGCCGUGGGAUAAGACGAGGAGACCAGCGAUUUAUCCCUCUCGGGCGAGAUUUAUCAACCCCGAAUAUCACUACGACUGCACAAACGCUAUGGACAUUGUAAGAGAAAGUGAUGGAGCGCUGGCAAGCAUUCGAAUUGACCCAAGUGCUUUCAUGUUCUAUGUUUGGAUUCUAUAA
Messenger RNA from Caenorhabditis remanei, 1032 nucleotides. RefSeq lists its product as uncharacterized. NCBI's taxonomy places the organism in Eukaryota, Metazoa, Nematoda, Chromadorea, Rhabditida, Rhabditidae. Gene Ontology annotation, biological process: embryo development. Gene Ontology annotation, molecular function: protein binding. The record is from RefSeq and is a predicted model, not a curated record. Bases 1 to 1032 code for a protein of 343 amino acids. The transcript has 3 exons.